Drosophila takahashii is the source of this 804-nucleotide messenger RNA. It is a transcript of the gene Naa20B, whose product is annotated as N(alpha)-acetyltransferase 20 B. The record is from RefSeq and is a predicted model, not a curated record. Lineage: Eukaryota; Metazoa; Arthropoda; Insecta; Diptera; Drosophilidae. Gene Ontology annotation, biological process: N-terminal peptidyl-methionine acetylation. Gene Ontology annotation, cellular component: NatB complex. Gene Ontology annotation, molecular function: protein-N-terminal amino-acid acetyltransferase activity.
AUGACUACACCGCGCGUAUUCGUUAUCGAAGAUAUGUUUAAGUUUAACAACAUUGUGCUGGACCCGUUGGUAGAAGUAUAUUCCCUGCCAUUCGUACUUCCAAAAAUCUUUGAGCAUCCCGAACUGGUUCUUGCGGAGGAAUCUCCUGACGGCCAUCUCGUGGGCUUUAUUCUCGGUACUCGGAUCCAGGACUCGAAUGAACAGAUUGGCGAUGGAAAGGAUCUGGUUGGGAGUCAUGGACAUAUCUCUGCCCUGGCUGUGGCCCAUGAUUAUCGAAAACUGGGCUUGGCCACUCGUCUGAUGACUACUCUUAGGGAUAUGAUGGACCGCCAGAGGGACUGGUAUGUGGAUUUGUUUGUGCGUCAGAAGAAUAAGAACGCCAUCAGGCUCUACGAGUCCUUGGGCUACGUAAAAUAUCGAUGGAUGCCCCAGUUUUAUGCCAACGAUCACGGUUAUGAUAUGCGGCUGCCUUUGGCCCGCGAUGUGGACAAGAAAUCCCUGGAGGGAAUCUUUAUCAAUAAGCUCUAUAGCUUUGGCAAUUUGCUUUACCAUCUGCUCGUGAUCUACUUGUUCGGACUCAGGGAUAUUAUGAUUGGUUGAAAAUGCUUCGAAUAGAGCUUUAAAUAUAUUGUAUAAAAUCCCAUAUUUUAUUCUCUCUGUUUGACAACGAAUAAUAUAGACUAAAACGUUUAUGAAACACCCAGAAAAAGUUCAUUGCACUCGGCCAGCCAAAUUGAACUAAAAGUUUGAGCAAAUCGCUCAAAGUAAAAAAUGAAAACUUGAAAAUAUAUGUCAGAAGGCAUA